AUGGAACUCAAUGCGAACUGCAACAAUGUCGAGCCCUCUGGAGCACGCCCCGUCCAGACCUGUUCGGACCCCACGCGGUCCCAACACAAAUAUAAAAAUAUGCUUCAUCUCUGGAAGUUUUUGUUAGAGCUUCUAGCUGAUGAGAGGUGCAAGUCCAUUAUAUGCUGGAGAAGGGAGGCGGAAGGAGAGUUUCAGCUCUUGAAUCAGCACGAAGUAGCAAAAAGAUGGGGAAUGUUCAAACAGAGGGGUGGAAUGGACUACGGGAAAUUAAGUCGAGCCUUAAGAUUGUACUAUCGAGAAGGAAUUAUCACCAAGGUAAUGUUUGACAUUCUAAUAGCGUUUUAAGACAUUUUGAAGGGCUAUGCACCUAGCUAGCGUGCGUUUCUCUCUUUUUGUCGUCAGCGCCACUGUAGCAAAAAUAAACAAAAUUGAUUAAAAAUUUUAAUCAAUGGGUCAUGCUGGAUCUGACAAAGACCGCCACGCAACUAUUGGUUAGAACAAUGCAAGUUCAGUCAUCUACCCGAGAAAAUUCGUUUAUAAAAAACCCUCAUAUAAAUAUAGAAGGUUUAAGCUACCUCAUCCCGACGGUGCAAUUGAAAGGUAUAUAAUUUUAUUGCUCUCGUGAUCAACAGUCGUCUAAUAACCAUCUGCUAGACGUGUUUGUUAUUCUCUUAAAACAGGCUGUAUUGUCUAACAACUACAAUGGACUGCGUCUAAUCUCAUUGACGGUAGAUAUAUUUUCGAAAAAAAAGUUUUAAAAUGAGGAGAAGCAGCUAUAAACGCUUUGUAACUAAAAAUCUGCCUGCGUUAUCAGGGACUGGUUGAGCUUUAAAAUGAACUUGCCUUUCAACCAAGCGUGAACCUCAAGAAACCGUUAGGAUAGUCGUUCGGGUAUGAGUUAACUGUUGUUUUUAUAGUAUCGUACCAAACAGACAAAAAAGAUUUUACCUUAAGGAGAUUUGUGAAAUUUAGUCUCCACCAAGAGAUCUUGUAUUGCGAAGAAGUCAGGAAUCUCGGAGCGCAAUAGAGUCAUUGUUUAUGAGUCAAAUAUAAACGAAAUUUUACUGCGUGUGCGUCACCUUUCAACAUUUUUUCUCCAUGCUGGAUAUUGUUUAUGUUUAAUAAGCCUGAUCAUGAACAUGGUAAUAAAAAUGAUAUCGGUCAAAAAUAAUACAUGUACUUUAUCGCCGGUGUUAAAAACUAAGAUGAAUUUUAUGAUAAAGAACCUAACAAGGAGUCCGUGGCUUUGUUUGUGAGUUUUGGGUGAUAGCAUUCUGAAAUGAUGCAUCAGAAUCCUAGAAUUCGACUAUUUCAGUAGAAUAUAAAAAGAGAUGUUGAAAGUGGUACUGAGUUUUUUAAUAUCAAUUCGAAUAUCAAAGUGAAUGGUAUAAUUAGCUGUUGUUUUCUGGUACUGCAUGUUGAUUAUGCUACAAAAUAUAAUGAAGGGGAUGCAUGUAAUUGUCUGUGGAUGGAAUAUCCUAAAGAAUUACAUUCAAGUUAUGGCAAUUUGUAGUUUUUCCACUUGAGGCAAUGUUAUUAUGCUUUACUGGGUGGUUCUGACUUUUGAGUCUGUAAGUGAAGAACUAGAGUGUAAGAAUUUCAUUAAAACUUACUGUGCAGUGCUUUCCUGUAUGUGAAGUGCUGACUAGCGUGCUUCACAAGGGAGCUCUAACUUUUGAGUCGGUGGAUGUAAAUUGUGAUUAUUCAUAUGAAAACUAAAUAAAUACUAAGCAGCUCUUUCAUGUGAGGCUGUUUAUUAUGCUGUCAAGAGCGGCUGUAACGUUUGAGUUUGUAGAUGAAAUCCUAUAGGAUUAAAAUUCAAAUGAGGGGCCUUAUGAGUAGCUGUUUCUGCAUCUCCUCUCUUUUGGGGUUUUUUAGCUGCAUAAGAUAGUAUGUUCUAACUUUUGUGUCUGUGAAAAAAAUCUUAAACUGUUAGCAAUCAAAGGAAAGCUACUGAACAGUGCUUUUCUGUGGUGAUGUUUAUUAUGUUGUACAAGGUCUUUAUAAAUUUGAUUCUUUGGACGUUACCCUUUAAUGUGACAUUCAAAUGAAACCUAGAGAGCAGUACAGCAAGAGAGCAGUACCUUCCUGUGGUACUGUCUAGCUUGUUGAACAAGGAAGUUCAAUCAUUUGAGUCUGUUGAUGAAAUCUUAAGAAGUGUCAUAGCCCAUUCAAAAUAAGGCUAAAGUGGAACUGUUUAUUCACUAUGCAUAUGCUACACUAAUAAUGCAUUACUGUUUUUAAAGUGUGUUAGCUGUCUUCUUUCACCGUUUCUUUAGUGGUACAAACCAGUGCUUAAAAAGACCACUCUCAUGUAAUUAUUAGUCUUUGUUCUGUGUUUAGAAAAAUUUUGGAACGUUCUAUAUGAGUCCCUAUCUAAAGGCGCAUAUACAGUGAAACAAAUGACAAGACAAGCUUUGAUGUCCAUUAGAGGAUGCUUAUUAUUACUUAUUUAUUUGAUAUAUAAAUGUUAUAUUCACACAGGUGAAAGGCCAAAGACUGGUUUAUAAAUUUCGAAACCUUCCUUACAAGUAUGAACCAGGAAUUACAAGGUCUGCUUACCACGAUCGAUUUCAAACUAUAAACACAAGUCUUUGUGACCAAGAGCCAACAAUAAUCAAAGACUUAUUGCCCUUGAUAGAGUUGAAUUCCUCUCCUCCAGGUUCAAAAGCAUUUUUCUCUUCUGGCCUUCCUCCCAGGGGAUCCUCGCCCUGGACAGCUUCUUUCAGGGCUUCUUCAGAAGGAUGUACGUGCCUGGAUGUAGAGCUUUUCUUCUCAUCAAUCUUUUGUUCCAAGACUAGAAUUUACUUUCCUGUGCGAGAAGGACACAACAAAACCACAGAAUGA
Molecule: messenger RNA, 2847 nt
Organism: Porites evermanni
Lineage: Eukaryota; Metazoa; Cnidaria; Anthozoa; Scleractinia; Poritidae
Source: the annotation of a GenBank genome assembly